AUGAAGCUCUCUGCGUUUGUAGCACAGCUUGCGCUGUCGUCUCUGGCGGCGGCGGCAGCUAUUCGGGGUAAUCGCUUCGGCCCAUUCAAAGUCAUUUCAGAUGUUGAGCAACGUGAUGCGCACCAAGAUGUCGUGACCUGGGAUGCGCACUCCCUCUUCAUCCGCGGUGAGCGCGCCAUGAUUUACUCUGGCGAGUUCCAUCCCUUCAGACUACCGGUACCCAGCCUGUGGCUAGACGUGUUUCAAAAAAUCAAGGCCCUCGGUUUUAACACGGUCUCGUUUUACGUCGACUGGGCACUACUGGAAGCCAAAGAAGGCGAGUAUCGCGCCGAAGGCAUCUUUGACCUGGAUCCCUUCUUCAAGGCCGCAGAGACUGCUGGCAUUUUCCUGAUUGCCCGUCCUGGUCCUUACAUCAACGCCGAGGUCUCUGGCGGUGGCUUUCCUGGACGUCUCCAACGUCUCGCUGGCCAGCUGCGAACCAAAUCGCCCGACUUUUUGAAUGCGACCGAAAACUACAUGAGCAACAUUGUCCCGCUCAUUGCCAAAUACCAAAUCACAAAUGGCGGCCCCGUCAUUCUCUACCAGGCCGAAAAUGAAUACAGUGCAUCCAACGGCAAGGUUCCGUUCCCUGACGGCGAAUAUAUGCAAGAUGUCAUUGACCAGGCACGCCGCCUUGGCAUUGUGGUUCCCAUCGUAAACAAUGAUGCCAGUAAGGAUGGCCACAACCGCCCUGGUACUGGUGCUGGUGCGGUCGACAUAUACGGUUACGACGCAUAUCCUCUGGGAUUUGACUGCUCCAACCCUACCUAUUGGCGCAGCGAUGCCCUUCCGGUUGACUAUCACGAGGUUCAUAUGAGAAACAGCCCCAAUACCCCGUUCCUCAUCAACGAGUUUGGCGGUGGUUCCUACGACCCCUACGGCGGUGUCGGUUAUGACAAAUGCGCUGCCCUUACCAACCACGAGUACGAGCGCGUUUUCAACAAGGACACUCUUGCUGGUGGUAUCGGUAUCCUCAGCGUCUACAUGAUUUUUGGUGGUACCAACUGGGGCAACUUGGGUCACUCCAAAGGAUACACCUCGUACGACUACGGCUCUGCCAUCCGUGAGGAUCGUUACCUCGACAGAGAGAAGUAUUCCGAGCUCAAGCUCGAGGCGCACUUCAACAGAGCCUCUCCCAGCUACCUCCUGACCACACCUGGUGCUCUGAGCACUACUGCCUACACGGACAACCCCAAUAUUGCCGUGACUCCGCUGCAGUCCAAUGGCACUGGAGACUUUUACGUCGUCCGUCACUCUGACUACCAGCUUACUGCUUCUGCAUCUUACAAACUGCACUUGCCCACCUCCAACGGCACCCUCACCGUGCCCCAGACUGGUGGAAGCCUCACCCUUCCUGGCCGCGACACCAAGAUCCACGUCACUGAUUACCCUGUCGGUAACUACACCAUGCACUACUGCACCGCAGAGAUCUUCACCUGGCAAAAGACUGGCGAUCAGACCAUUCUCGUCCUAUAUGGUGGUCUGGGCGAAUUCCACGAACUGGCCUUCCAAGAGUCGCACAAGGUGACCCAGGUUGAAGGCAACAAGGUCCAAACCUCUGCUUCCUACGUCAAUACUGUCAUCAGCUGGACUGUCGAGACAAAGAGACAAGUGAUUCAAAUCAAUGACCUCACCAUCUACCUCCUGGACCGCAACUCGGCCUACAACUACUGGGCUCCAAUUCUCCCCACUGGCAAGAACGGCAACUUUGGUAGCUCAAUCAUGAAUCCCGAUGCUGUCAUCAUUAAUGGCCCCUACCUUGUCCGGUCUGCUGAUGUGUCGGACUCCACGCUCAACAUCCAGGCCGACUUCAACAAGACGGCUGAGUUUGAAGUCAUCGGUGCACCCAAGGGUGUUAGCAAGCUCUCCAUCAAUGGCAAGACCACCAAGUUCACCAAGUCCAAGCAGGGCAACUGGUUGGCCAAGCCCAGCAUCACCUUCCCCGACUUCAAGCUGCCCGAUCUCAAGUCUCUGGACUGGAUGUCCAUGGAUUCCCUGCCCGAGAUCCAGCCCGGCUACGAUGACUCCCUGUGGACCCGCGCCCAGAACUUUACCCGUAACUCUGCCUGGCCGCUCAGCACGCCCGUGUCUCUCUACGGCGGCGAUUACGGCUACAACACGGGCACGCUGCUCUUCCGCGGCCGUUUUAACGCCACUGGCAGUGAAAACAGCCUGUUCCUACGCACCAUGGGCGGUCUCGCCUUUGCCAGCAGCGUCUGGCUCGACGGCAAGUUCGUCGGCGCCAAACUCGCCCAGGCCGACAAUGAUGCCGCCAACUCGACCUACACGAUCCCCCAGCUCGACCCAGGCACGCUCCACGUAUUGACGAUUGUGGUUGACAACAUGGGCCUCGAUGAGGAUUUUGUCAUUGGCGACGAGGACAUGAAACACCCCCGUGGCAUUCUCUCGUACAGCCUCACCACCAGUGCCGGCCACCAGACCGACAUUUACUCGUGGAAACUUACCGGCAACCUCGGGGGCGAGGACUACAAGGACCACUUCCGUGGGCCCCUCAACGAGGGUGGUCUCUUUGCCGAGCGGCAGGGUUACCACCAGCCCAACCCGCCCAAGGACAAAUUUUUCAACAAGACGCCCUUUGAGCAGCACGACGGCGCCGGCAUCCAGUUCUACACGGCCAAGUUUCUGCUCGACCUUCCCGCCAAGGAUUAUGACAUCCCGCUGUCCUUUAUCUUUGACAACUCGACCUCGACAGAGCCCUACCACGGUUUUCUCUAUGUCAACGGCUUCCAGUUUGGCAAGUACAUUAGCUAUCUCGGCCCGCAAACCAGCUUCCCCGUGCCCGAGGGCAUUCUCAACUACGCCGGAGAUAACUGGGUCAGCCUGGCCGUGUGGGCGCUGGAUACGGCCGGCGCGGUUGUGCCGGGUCUGUCAAUGUCGGCACGCCAGCCGGUGCUCACGGGCAGACAGCCGGUGGAGCUGGUAGCCUCGCCAAAGUGGGUGAAGCGAUCAGACGCGUACUAG
Akanthomyces muscarius is the source of this 3021-nucleotide messenger RNA. RefSeq lists its product as uncharacterized. The coding region runs from base 1 to 3021 and encodes 1006 amino acids. Gene Ontology annotation, biological process: carbohydrate metabolic process. The record is from RefSeq and is a predicted model, not a curated record. The transcript is spliced from 2 exons. Gene Ontology annotation, cellular component: vacuole. Gene Ontology annotation, molecular function: beta-galactosidase activity. NCBI's taxonomy places the organism in Eukaryota, Fungi, Ascomycota, Sordariomycetes, Hypocreales, Cordycipitaceae.